Messenger RNA from Corticium candelabrum, 1410 nucleotides. RefSeq names its product microspherule protein 1-like. Gene Ontology annotation, biological process: positive regulation of transcription by RNA polymerase II. NCBI's taxonomy places the organism in Eukaryota, Metazoa, Porifera, Homoscleromorpha, Homosclerophorida, Plakinidae. The transcript is spliced from 12 exons. The coding region runs from base 85 to 1305 and encodes 406 amino acids. The record is from RefSeq and is a predicted model, not a curated record. Gene Ontology annotation, molecular function: G-quadruplex RNA binding; protein binding. Gene Ontology annotation, cellular component: MLL1 complex; Ino80 complex; NSL complex.
CGUACAUACGGGGCUUACGAUCUAUGUGAUACGCUGUAGCUAACGUUGAGAAACUCUGGGAAGACGGAGGCGUGCGCGACUGAGAUGGCCGAUGAUUUGGAAUCGAACAUGUCGGGAAGUCUUGAAGACAUCGCCUGCAAUGAAAGCGAUGGCGGAAAACAGUCAGAAACCACAGCACAAGAGAACGAUGGCCAGAAACAGCCAGUCAGAUCGUCUACACGUUCUAUUAAACGGAAACGUUUUGAUGACGAACUGGUUGAGAGUAGUCUUGGGUCGUUGCAAGCUGAACGACAGACGAGACGGACGAGAAUGGACGACAUGAUGAGUGAUGCGAGUCGAUGGUUACCCACUGAUGACCUCAUGUUGAUUACUGCAGUUCAACAAACGAAUGAUUUGAAGGUUGUUCACACUGGAGUCACCUUUUCUACUCCCUUUAGUCUCAGUGACAUACAAGAGAGAUGGUACGCAUUACUCUACGACCCCAUAGUCUCAAGUUCUGCUAUAGCAGCAAUAAAGGAACUUCAUCCAGAGCAAAUUGCUGACAUUCAUACAAAUGCGUUAUGGAGCAGAGAGGAGGAGAAACUGUUGACAAAUGUUCCCGCUACGAGUUCUGAUGGCUUGAAGACAUUUGAGGGUCUACUGGAAAGUCAUCUGAGUGUUUUCCAUGUGGGAAGGACAGCAGCAUCCUUACAGAAUCACUGGAAGAUGAUGAAACACUACAGACUGUUAGCAGAUCAGAAAGUCCAGCCACUAGUUCAUGGUGACACAUUACUCAGUUUUUCUGAUGCCGAAGAACAACUUGAGAAGGCAGAACAAAUAACUCCAUAUCAGGAUGCCUUAGAACAAGAACUGUCUGCUAUGGAUCGACAGGAGAAACGAACGAUUCGAAAGCUGGAGAGCGAGCUACCAAAGUGGCAGACACUAGUCGAUGGAUCAUCAACUCCAGAAUUUGAUUCUCAAACUCUCGCCGUUCUGAAAGGACGACUAGUUCGAUAUCUCAUGAGAUCAAAAGAGAUAAGUGUUGGUCGGUCUACACAAAGUAAUACUGUUGAUGUCGAUUUGUCUCUGGAGGGUCCAGCAACAAAAGUUUCAAGACGGCAGGCGUCGAUCAAGCUGAAGCCUGAUGGCGAGUUUCUCGUUUUCAACGAAGGCAAGCGACCCUUGUUUAUUGAUGGCCGACCUGUUUUGAGUGGAGAUAAAGGCAAACUGCAUCACAACUCGGUGUUUGAAAUUUGCGACUUGAAAUUUCUCUUUUUGGUCAAUUCACAACUUUUGCUGUCAUUGCAUCCAAGCAGCGUGACGUGAUUGCAUAGAGUGUAGCAGUGUAAUUAGAGUGUGAAUAUCAUGUGGAGUGUAUUUCACCUAUUAUUUAAUAAUAUUGUUGCUGUCUGCUCAGUUGCAGCAGGUAUC